AUGUGCAUGAACCUCGAGGCCGGCCAGGUCGGUGUCGUGCUUUUCGGUUCUGACCGUCUCGUCAAAGAGGGCGAGACCGUCAAGCGUACCGGUGAAAUUGUCGAUGUUCCCGUCGGCCCGGAGCUGCUCGGCCGUGUCGUCGAUGCUCUCGGUAACCCCAUCGACGGCAAGGGCCCCCUCAACACCAAGGAGAAGCGCCGUGCCCAGCUCAAGGCCCCCGGCAUUCUCCCCCGCAAAUCCGUCAACCAGCCCGUGCAGACCGGUCUCAAGUCUGUCGACGCCAUGGUUCCCAUUGGCCGUGGCCAGCGUGAGUUGAUCAUUGGUGAUCGUCAGACCGGCAAGACUGCCGUCGGCCUGGACACCAUGCUCAACCAGAAGCGGUGGAACAACACCAACGACGAGACCAAGAAGCUCUACUGUGUUUACGUCGCCGUCGGCCAGAAGCGCUCCACCGUCGCUCAGCUCGUCAAGACCCUUGAGGAGAACGACGCCAUGAAGUACUCGAUCAUCGUCGCCGCCACUGCCUCCGAAGCCGCCCCCCUGCAGUACAUUGCCCCCUUCACUGGUACGUUCUUCCUUUGA
Chaetomium globosum CBS 148.51 is the source of this 582-nucleotide messenger RNA. RefSeq lists its product as uncharacterized. The coding region runs from base 1 to 582 and encodes 193 amino acids. Lineage: Eukaryota; Fungi; Ascomycota; Sordariomycetes; Sordariales; Chaetomiaceae. The record is from RefSeq and is a predicted model, not a curated record. The transcript is spliced from 2 exons. Gene Ontology annotation, biological process: proton transmembrane transport; proton motive force-driven ATP synthesis. Gene Ontology annotation, molecular function: proton-transporting ATP synthase activity, rotational mechanism; ATP binding; ADP binding.